CGGUUGCCGCCGCCCGGCCCAGGCGGCUGGUCGGUCCCGCCGCGGCCCCUCCGGUCGGCUCCGCUCCCCCCGAGGAUGCAGUAGCAGAACGUUGCCCAGGUCUGCUGGGAGUGACCCGUGGGAAACGCCAUCCCAGAGGCAUUGGCUUUGCAGCAGGUGACCCAAGAGCAGUGGAGAGAGCUGAGCCUGGGCUGAGCACAUCAUGGGAGCAAACGCCUCCAGCAAGCCACCACCCUUUGAUGAAAACACAGAUGUCACCUUUGACCAUUUUGAGAUAUUGCGAGCUAUUGGGAAGGGCAGCUUCGGAAAAGUCUGCGUUGUGCAAAAGAACGACACAAAGAAGAUGUAUGCCAUGAAAUACAUGAAUAAACAAAAGUGCGUGGAGCGUAAUGAAGUGAGAAAUGUUUUCAAGGAGCUGCAGAUUAUGCAGGGCCUGGAACACCCCUUCUUAGUUAAUUUAUGGUACUCGUUCCAGGAUGAAGAAGAUAUGUUUAUGGUGGUAGACCUGCUGCUUGGAGGGGACCUGCGAUACCACCUCCAGCAGAACGUGCGGUUCCAAGAAGGCACCGUGAAGCUCUUCAUCUGUGAGCUGAUGCUGGCCCUCGACUAUCUCCAGAGCAGGCACAUCAUCCACAGAGACAUCAAGCCUGACAACAUUUUACUGGAUGAGCGUGGACACGUGCACAUCACUGAUUUCAAUAUUGCCACAAUGCUGACUAAAGAAAUACAAGUCACCACCAUCGCUGGCACAAAGCCAUACAUGGCACCUGAGAUGUUCAACUCCACAAAACCCACCGGCUAUUCCUUCGCUGUGGACUGGUGGUCACUGGGGAUCACAGCCUAUGAGCUGCUCCGGACACGGAGGCCGUAUCACAUUCGCUCCAACACUUCCACAGAUGAAAUUGCUCAUGUGUUCAGGACGGCCACAGUGAUGUACCCUGCUGCGUGGUCCACAGACAUGGUGUCGCUCAUCAAAAAGUUGCUUGAGCUGAACCCUAAGAAGCGUUUUUCUCAGCUGAAAGAUAUCCAGGGCUUUCCGUAUCUGUCGGAUGUGAACUGGGAUGCUGUUCUCCAGAAAAGGAUAAUGCCAGAAUUCAUUCCCACGAAAGGCAGACUGAACUGUGACCCAACCUUCGAACUGGAAGAAAUGAUCCUAGAAUCCAAACCUCUUCACAAGAAAAAAAAACGCUUGGCUAAGAAGGAGAAAGACACCAGCAGAAGCAGUUCCUCCCAGGCCUGCCACCUUCAGAAGCACCUGGAGAUGCUCCAGAGGGACUUCAUUGUUUUCAACAGAGAAAAGGUGAGACACCACCACAGCGACAUCCAAGAGACCCUGACACCGGCAAAGAGCAGAGGCACAUACAAGGAGGACAGCCAGAACAACAACCUCUGAGCACACCCGCACACCUUCACCACGCUGGGACACCAGACCCAUCCGCUGCUGCCAGAACCCUGCUGAACGCCUGGUGCCGGGUGGGAGCUGGGGCACCCGCUCCCUCUGCUUUCACCGUCAAGCCAUGGAUCCUGGGCAUGAGGAGAGAGGCUGUGGGUGCUGCCCCCGUGACUUGCCACAGUCAGUUACACUGAGAGCCUGUUAUUUUGCCUAUCUUGGCAGGAGGAAUGUGACAGUGUGAAAUGGAUGAGACACUUAGUAUUCACCCUUUGGGUUGGCUCGCCAGCAUCACAGCCCUUGGUGCUGCCAGCAGCAUGGCUGAAGGGCCAUGCGUGCAUCGCUCAUAGAGAUGUCAUCACCCGUAUCACUCGUGGUGACAGCACUGUGGGUCCAGGCUCUGUGGAGGUCGGAACACCCACAUCCUCACAGCUGGUUGCUCCUGAUGAAGGAGGCUGCUCACUCUCAGCUGCAGGGUCUCCACCAAAGGGCCUUUGCUUACAGACACCUCCCGUGAGCACCCCGUGAGUGUGGGCAUGGGGGGCUGGAAGUGAUGAUCAGCUGGGAGGAGGCAGCGAAGGUUUCCCAUCCGUUUUCCCCUCUCUGUGCUGGUUCCUGCGCUUGUUCCUCGCAGAGCAGCGCUGGGGUCCCGGCUGUCAGAGCAUGCACGCAGGGGUGGAAAUGAAAAGGCAACAACCAGACACUGGCAAAUCACCAGCAUCCAGAUGCUUUUCCAGGCCAGCCUGAAAAACCCAUUCACCAUCACAUGAAACUGCUGCAACUCACUGAAUCUGAUGGGGUUCAGCUUCCAACACCAGAGGUGAAUAUGAAUGUGUAUUUUUAUUCUCUUUACUAUUUAAAUCAUGCUUGAUUUAAGCAGCUACUAUUUGCAGUGGCUGUACUCCUGGUGCAGUCUUUGCCAGGACUGAGAAUGGCCAAAGCAUUUCUACGAUGGUAAUGCUGGGAAAGAUGCUGUUAUAUAAAUGCUUUGGCAGACCUGAGGUUUCACCUCCUGAUUUACCAUUUUUCCUAUUUUCAGCAAUAUAACGAAUGCAUGAUGAAUCAUUUGCCUCCCGUUUACCCAGAGGUGUUCUUUGUCUCCCCUGUGCCUUCCUCUCUUUCUGGCUAAAUCUGAUCAACUCCAAAAAAAAAACCUGAACAAAACCAACAGCACAUGAAAGGCUCAGAAGUCAGUGUUACUUCUGAGGUCACUUGCAUAGCAAAGCAGAAAGGGUGUUCCCUCCUGCCUA
Strigops habroptila (Kakapo) is the source of this 2640-nucleotide messenger RNA. RefSeq names its product serine/threonine kinase 32A (gene STK32A). Gene Ontology annotation, molecular function: G protein-coupled receptor binding; ATP binding; G protein-coupled receptor kinase activity. The transcript is spliced from 13 exons. Gene Ontology annotation, biological process: G protein-coupled receptor signaling pathway; protein phosphorylation; regulation of signal transduction. The record is from RefSeq and is a predicted model, not a curated record. Bases 203 to 1393 code for a protein of 396 amino acids. NCBI's taxonomy places the organism in Eukaryota, Metazoa, Chordata, Aves, Psittaciformes, Psittacidae.